Momordica charantia (bitter melon) is the source of this 1982-nucleotide messenger RNA. RefSeq names its product polyamine oxidase 5 (gene PAO5). The record is from RefSeq and is a predicted model, not a curated record. Lineage: Eukaryota; Viridiplantae; Streptophyta; Magnoliopsida; Cucurbitales; Cucurbitaceae. Gene Ontology annotation, molecular function: polyamine oxidase activity.
CACCUACAUCUCUUAUUUCUUUCUUUCUUCUUCUUCUUUUUUUCAAAUUUUUUCUCUCUCUUUAAUUGCAGUUAAAGAUGGUGGAAGAGAAGCCCAGAAUUGUGAUUAUUGGAGCGGGAAUGGCGGGGCUCACGGCGGCGAACAAGCUUUACACGGCGGCAGGCUCCAAAGAUUUGUUCGAGCUCGCCGUCGUGGAGGGCGGAGAGAGAAUCGGCGGCAGAAUCAACACGGCGGAGUUCAUGGGCGACAGAAUAGAGAUGGGCGCCACGUGGAUCCACGGCAUCGGCGGCAGCCCAAUCCAUAAAAUUGCCGAGCAAAUCAACGCCCUCCACUCCAACCAGCCGUGGGAGUGUAUGGACGGCUACUCCGACCUCCGGACCACCGUCGCCGAAGGCGGCCUCGAGCUCUCUCCGGCCACCGUCGACCCCAUUUCCUCUCUCUUCAAGAAGCUCAUGGAUUUCGCUCAGGGGAAGAUCACCGGAGACUCCAAUUUUCUCCAGCAAGCUAAUAAUAUCCAUGGUAAUGGCCUGGAGAAGCUCAGCAUAGGAGCUUUUCUCCGGCGAGGGCUCGAUUUGUACUGGGUUUCUAAUAAUGGCGAAAUCGAGCCCAAUGGGUGUGGAGAAUGGACCAAAAAAUCUCUGGAGGAAGCCAUUUUCGCCAUGUACGAAAACACCCAAAGAACUUACACCUCCGCCGGCGAGCUCUCGACGCUAGAUUACUCGUCGGAAAGUGAGUACCAAAUGUUUCCCGGCGAGGAAAUCACCAUCGCCAAAGGCUAUUUGAGCGUAAUCGAAUCCAUCGCCUCUGUUCUUCCCCCUGGAUUAGUCCAAUUGGGCAAAAAAGUAAUCAAAAUCGAAUGGCAGCCGGAGCCGGAAGGCCGGAAUAUUCCAAAUGACACGCAGACCGAUUUCCGGCCGGUGAAGCUGCAUUUCUCGGACGGGUCCGACAUGUCGGCCGAUCACGUAAUCGUGACGGUCUCGCUCGGGGUUCUGAAGGCCGGAAUCCAGCAACGGCGAGAGUCAGAUUCAGAUUCCGAUUCCGAUUCAGGUUUGUUUAAUCCUCCUCUGCCUUCGUUUAAAACAGAGGCCAUUUCGCGGCUCGGAUUCGGCGUCGUCAACAAGCUGUUUCUCCGGCUGGCUCCUCCGGCCGCCGGAGCCGAAGAUUCGAAGAAUUCCAACAUAUUCCCUUGCCUGAAUUUCGUUUUCCACCGGCCGGAUUCCGAGUUACGGCGCAAAAAAAUCCCAUGGUGGAUGAGAAGAACCGCAUCUCUCCACCCAAUUUACCAAAAUUCGUCCCUCUUGCAAUCCUGGUUCGCCGGAGAAGAAGCUCUCCACCUCGAGAAACUAUCCGACGAAGAAAUCAUCAAUGGAGUUUCCACUACGAUCGGCAAUUUCCUAAUUCCAGAACCCAAUUCGAAUUACAGAGUGAAAUUCACAAAGGUUUUGAAGAGCGAAUGGGGCAGCGAUCCUCUGUUUCUGGGGUCAUACUCAUACGUUGCAGUGGGAUCGAGCGGCGAGGACUUGGACGCCAUGGCAGAGCCAUUGCCAAGAACAGAGAACAGAGAAUCGUCUCCAGAAGCUCCAGCGCUUCAGAUUCUAUUUGCAGGAGAAGCAACUCACAGAACCCAUUAUUCCACUACUCAUGGAGCUCAUUUCAGUGGCCUUAGAGAGGCCAAUAGGCUGCUCCAUCAUUACAAUUACAACUGCGUUUGAAUUUCUGAAACAACUUUUUCUUUUUUUCUUUUGGGGGUUUUUAAGAGGGCUGGCUUGGGAAGGGGGGAAAAUGAAAAUGGUAUUUAUUACUGUGAGAUUGUUCCAUAAUAUUAUUAUGAUCUUCAAAGUUCAAUGUCAAUAUUUCCCUCAUCUUUCUCUCUCAAAUUGUUGAAUUAUGAUGAGAGGAAAAAUAGAGAGACAGAGAUGUGAUGAGGGUACUUUUAGAUGUACUGCAUUAAUUAAAGUUGAAAGUUUGAUUGAUUUUACUUC